AUGGACAAAUGGGAUGCAAGGUCUGAAGGCAUUCGACAUCUCCCAGGCCUCAACCAGCAUGGCAGGCCCGGAGCACUCAACAGAUACCUAAGCACAGCAAGACAUGUAGAGCCAACCAUCUAUGCCCUCUCAACCGCCCCCGGACGCGCCGCCAUCGCCAUCAUCCGGAUCUCAGGCGAAGUAUGUCUAAGCAUCUACCAGGCCCUAUGCCCCCGCAAGGAGGCACCGAAACCUCGUUAUGCAACGCUGAGGAGCCUGUAUGAGCCUGACCGGCCGCCUACACCGGACAAUGUGCUGGACUCCAAUGCGCUAAUAUUGUAUUUUCCGGCCCCACGGACGGUGACGGGGGAGGAUGUGCUGGAGCUGCAUGUUCAUGGUGGACCUGCGGUUGUUAAGGCUGUGCUGGCUGCGAUCUCUCGAUGUUCAGGUUCAGGAACUGUUCGCUAUGCUGAGCCCGGAGAGUUCACCAGGCGGGCGUUCAUGAACGAUCGGCUGGACUUGACGCGAGUUGAAGCAUUGGGUGAUACGCUAUCAGCUACAACCGAGCAGCAACGACGACUAUCGGUUCGAGGGACCACGAAUAAUCUUGCGAAACGCUACGAGCAAUGGCGGCAGCAACUUCUGUACGCCAGAGGAGAGCUGGAAGCUCUGAUCGACUUUAGUGAGGACCAGCAUUUCGACGAAAGCCCCAAUGAGCUCUGUGCUUCAGUAGCUGCCCAAGUCGAAGUUCUGCGAAGGCUCAUCCAAGCUCACAGUAGAAACGCUGUCCGGGGAGAAAUGCUCCGCAACGGCAUUGCCAUCGCCCUCCUCGGAGCGCCCAAUGCCGGGAAAAGCUCCCUGCUCAACUGCAUCGUAGGCCGCCAGGCUGCUAUCGUCAGUCAAGAAGCCGGGACGACACGAGACGUGGUUGAAGUAGGCAUUGAUCUUGGGGGCUACUUCUGUCGUCUAGGUGAUACUGCAGGUUUGCGUAAAGCCAGACAUGAAGCAACGCAGUCUGCGCAGAUGCAGGAGGUCAUUGGGCAGAUCGAACAAGAAGGCAUGCGCCGCGCCAAAGAACGAGCGGCUGAGAGCGAUGUUGUCAUCGUCGUGCUCAGCUUCGAGUACGUCGAUGGAACGUACCAGCUGUCCCUGGACCAAGAAGUGAUAUCCUCCGCCGCGCAGCUCGUGCAGGAAAAGGACAACGUCAUAGUCGUCAUCAACAAACAAGACACCGCACCCCAACCCUCAGCACGAGAAGCCGCAGUGCAAACAGUAAUGCAGGCCCUCCCAGGCAUCAGCGCCGACCGCAUCCACCUCAUUUCUUGCAAAGAAGCUGCCGAAGGCACCCCUGCCCCCAGCCCUACAGCCUCACACGCAGGCAACAUGCAGACCUUCCUGAACGGCCUAACCAGCCACUUCCACGACAUGACCGCAGCCAUAACCCCCGACGGCACAAACGACGCAGACCCCUCGAUCUGGCAAGACUCCCUCGGCGCCAGCGAGCGUCAUCGCCUCCUCCUCGAUCAGUGCUCUGGGUGGCUGGAUGCGUUCAUCGCUGAGGUGCAGCAACCUGAAGAUGCAUCAGCAGGGAACGGACAGAAUAGCGGGGAAGCGGACAUUGUCGUAGCCGCCGAACACUUACGGGCAGCUGCAGAUUGUCUGGCGAAAAUCACCGGAAAAGGCGAGGCGGGGGAUGUGGAGGAGGUGUUGGGGGUGGUGUUUGAGAAGUUCUGUGUUGGGAAGUGA
This is a messenger RNA of Saxophila tyrrhenica, 1725 nucleotides long. It is a transcript of the gene MSS1, whose product is annotated as mitochondrial splicing system protein. The coding region runs from base 1 to 1725 and encodes 574 amino acids. Gene Ontology annotation, molecular function: protein binding; GTPase activity; GTP binding. The transcript is spliced from 2 exons. The record is from RefSeq and is a predicted model, not a curated record. Gene Ontology annotation, cellular component: mitochondrion; cytoplasm. Gene Ontology annotation, biological process: tRNA methylation; tRNA wobble uridine modification. NCBI's taxonomy places the organism in Eukaryota, Fungi, Ascomycota, Dothideomycetes, Mycosphaerellales, Extremaceae.